GAAGGAUGCUGAGCAUGUGCAGUGUGAUGUAGUGGAAGCCUGGCUGCAGAUCUGUGCUUCCAGCCUCUGCUUUUGUACUGGUUGAGAGCAAUUUGUUGAAAGAAGCAACUGUGUCCGCUGGAAGAUCUGACUGGUGUUUGCUCAAGGAUGUGUUUCAUGUAAUAACUGGAUGUGCAGUGACUGAAGGAAUUGUGAGCCUGAGUCAUCGUCAUUGGUUUCCAUGGGCUGCCAGGAGGUGCAUGCAGUGACUUUAUUUGCGUUUGUAUGUGGAACGGCCUCCAUAUCAGGGCUCUUUGCCGCUACUCUGCUACCACAGUGGAGACAGAUGAAACUUUAUACGUUCAACAGGAAUGAGAAGAACCUGAGUGUCAGUAUGGGCCUGUGGGUGAAGUGCACCCGAUUAGAAUGGAGCAGGGAGUGCAUGAUCUAUGAUACAGAGUGGUACGCAAAUGUGGAUCAGCUGGAUAUCCGUGUUCUGCAAUUUGCUCUUCCUUUCAGUAUCCUGACGGGAGCCUCUGCUCUCAUAUUGUGUCUGACUGGCAUAUGUAACACCACCUUCACCACAAAUGUGCCUAGUCUGAAGCUUGCCAAGUGUCUAGUCAAUAGUGCUGGCUGCCACCUAGUGGCAGGAAUGUUAUUUAUUUUAGCAGGCGUUAUGAGUAUAACUCCGUCCACAUGGGUGAUAUUCUAUAACAAUGUUCUGAACAGCAAAUAUGGGCCGUACUUUACCUACGACAUUGCCGUCUUUGUUGCCAUUGGAAGUGCUGGGGGAAUGUUCUUUACUGCAGGGUUGCUGUUUGUAUGGUACUGUAACUGCAAAUCUCUGACCUCUUCAUACUGGCAGCCACUUUAUUCACAUAUCCCAAAUAUGCCAAACUACAUCCCCCCAUCAUACUCCUCUCAUUCCCACUUGUCAGCCAUUGACAUAGACUUUCCUGUCACCUACACUGUUUAGCUACAAAUGUUGACAUGCUAGAGCUUUAUGCACUCCAUGUAAAUAGUUAUGGUGUUUUAUGUUGCCAAAUUGGAAAAUAAGAAUUUACUUACCGAUAAUUCUAUUUCUCGGAGUCCGUAGUGGAUGCUGGGGUUCCUGAAAGGACC
Pseudophryne corroboree (corroboree frog) is the source of this 1101-nucleotide messenger RNA. Its product is annotated as claudin-12-like. The coding region runs from base 221 to 955 and encodes 244 amino acids. Gene Ontology annotation, cellular component: plasma membrane. NCBI's taxonomy places the organism in Eukaryota, Metazoa, Chordata, Amphibia, Anura, Myobatrachidae. The transcript has 3 exons. The record is from RefSeq and is a predicted model, not a curated record.